AUGUUUCUAAAGAGUUUGAUUCUUCUGCUUGCAGUUGCCCUCCUUUCUGCAGGACGAGUUCCUCCAGUGGAAGAAAGGAUAGUUUGCGGCUUUCCUCAGGACAUCGAAGCAGCUCCCUGGCAAGUGUAUGUGAAUAUCCAGAAACCAAAUGGCGAUAGAGGUGGAUGCGGUGGAGUCAUCUAUGCAGAAAAUAUAAUUUUAACAGCUGCCCACUGUGUUGAUGACCAUGAAGCGACUGACAUUUCAGUAUACUAUGGAUCAUCGAUAAAGCUAGAAGGUGAUGUCGCAAAUGUAUCUGAUGUUUUAGUUCAUGGAGAGUACUAUCCGGAGGGGACCAACGGAAAUUUUGCAAAUGAUAUAGCUGUGCUCAUAUUGCGUACAAAAAUCCCCCUGGGAAGAAGUGCCUAUCCCAUCGAGAUAGCGGAUGAAACCCCUCAACCAGGCAGAUGGGCAUUAGUCACCGGUUGGGGAUCAUCAAUAGAUGAUGGCUCACCUGGUGUCUCAGAAUUACAGGGAGCCUACGUUCUGAUUGAAGACCAUCAGAAUUGCGAGAUAGCCCAUAGUGCUAGCCAACCGUCGUGUUCCAAUCAUAAUGCAACUAUUACCGAUGAUAUGAUAUGUUCCAAAGGCAUCAAUACAGGACCUUGCCGCGGGGACUCUGGUGGGCCUUUGGUCAGUAUUCCCGAUAACAAGCUUGUUGGAAUUGUCUCAUGGACCCCUUACUGUGGUCAUCCAUAUUUUCCUGAUGUCUACGCUAAUGUUGUCGUGCUCGAGAAUUGGAUCUUGACCGCAGUACAAUUUUCUACCAUAACACAAGAUUAA
Drosophila suzukii is the source of this 822-nucleotide messenger RNA. Lineage: Eukaryota; Metazoa; Arthropoda; Insecta; Diptera; Drosophilidae. The record is from RefSeq and is a predicted model, not a curated record.